GGCGCACCCCACGCCAGCGCCCAACAGCACUCGCCUGAUUCGUGGGCGAUAGCAUGACGCAUCUUUUGGCUGCAGUCGUUAUGCAGUUGCCGUGCAGUCUGCUUGCAGCGCAAGCAUUGUGUGAUGCGACGAGACUUCGCGAGCCGUAGAUUCAGCAACGGUCGGCCAGUUGCGCCAGGUGCACGUGGGCAACGCCGCAGCCAUGGACGAGAACGAAUGCAGGUGUUUCGUUUCCCGCGCCCGUCGAGGUUUCCUACUUGGCGCUCGGCUCGCUAGUGCCGGCUGGGCAAGCGGAGAGAGAUUGACGAGGCCUCAAGCUUCGCUUUGGAGUGUCUUCUGGGGGGCAAGCUUCGAGUUGUGGGACGCAUGUGUUGCUUGUAGAAUGUUAGUGCCGUGUUCCGGCUGCGCAGUUGCUUGCCUGUCUUGUCUUUCCAUGGCGGAGAAGCAUGUUUCUGCGUGGGGCGCUCGGCGGAUGAGAAGGUGGAGCGGGCAACUAAGCGGAGCGUCAGCCAAGUGCGCGCCCAGAGUGAAGGGAAACGCUAGUAUUAAACCAUGGCCGCCAUCCCGCGCUUUCGUCACCCAUAUCUGCUGCAGAUUCUGCGCUCCGAGCCCUCUCCAGCGCGCCCUCCGACCUCCAAAGAGCCCAGUGUCGCGCAUUGGAGUGCAUUGUCCCCGUUUUGCGUGUGCAGCGCGACGAUUCAAGGUUCCGCAACCGGUAGCGACCCAAGCAGAGGGCAAGAAAGGCACCUCGAGGCUUUUCCGUCCCAAGCUUCCAGCGUGCCACGGCAGUGGAUAGCUCGCCUUAGCUUCCAGCACCGCGGCCCGCGCUUUCCACUCCCACCGCCUCGUCCUACUGGAACAGAAAGAGCCUCCACGGCACUUUGACAGGCGGGCGACUGGGCGAUUACAUACAUGCCUACCGCGAAGGCUUCACCUUCCAACCGCGCGAGCAGCCGAACCUCUGCACCCUCAGAUAUCGGCGCC
Molecule: messenger RNA, 984 nt
Organism: Paraphaeosphaeria sporulosa
Lineage: Eukaryota; Fungi; Ascomycota; Dothideomycetes; Pleosporales; Didymosphaeriaceae
Exons: 2
Coding region: 203-796 (197 amino acids)
Source: RefSeq, a predicted model, not a curated record